Messenger RNA from Aspergillus ruber CBS 135680, 8004 nucleotides. Its product is annotated as putative translational activator. Gene Ontology annotation, cellular component: cytosol. The record is from RefSeq and is a predicted model, not a curated record. Gene Ontology annotation, biological process: regulation of translation; cellular response to amino acid starvation. The transcript has 8 exons. Lineage: Eukaryota; Fungi; Ascomycota; Eurotiomycetes; Eurotiales; Aspergillaceae. The coding region runs from base 1 to 8004 and encodes 2667 amino acids. Gene Ontology annotation, molecular function: protein kinase regulator activity.
AUGGACGACUUCCCAUGGCAAGAGGUGAAAUCCGGAGACCUGGAGAGUCUACAGCUUCUGAUCUCUUCGAGUUCGACUGCUCGCAGAGUUCGUGCUCUUCAGGACCUUCGCGAUAGAGCCGGAACUGAAUUACCGCAAGAAUCUCAUCAAGAUUUAUUAGAACUGCUUUUUAGAACAUAUCCCUCCUAUGUCGAUCGUCCAUCUCGUUACGCCGUCCAAGAAUGCCUCCGCUCGCUUCUCAAGGCCCAACCGCCGACCGAUAGCUCCAACGAUGUCAAAUAUCUUAUUCAGAGAUUGAAGACGGAGACUUCUAAGCCCGGGCUGGCAGCUACGUCUGCGUUUGUGCUGGUGGAAUGGUGUUCGGUGUUGCUACAGCAUUUGACGGAGGAGUCGGAGACGCCGCUGGAGCCCGUGUUGGACAUCAUCGCCGCGGAUGCGAAAGCGCUGGAAAUCUGUUUCUCUGCGAAUCCUAAACCUAGCGUUGUACAAUCGGCACUCAGAAUUACAAGACGUGCCUUGCGUACGGUGUUCAGGUCGACCCGGGGCGACGAUGCCGUCCGUCAGUCUGUCAGCCGGUUGACCAGUGACUCGACCACAGGACAAAAAAAUGCGCCUUUCCUAGGCGUGAUAUCUGGAGUUAGCGCUCGCCUUGCAGCCCAGAAGCCAGUCUUGGAGGAGCAGAAGAAAGCUAUCAUUGCAUUCUACGCCAAGGAGUUGAUUGGAUCCCGGUCAGCGGUCCCGUCCCAUAUCGCCAAUGGCCUGUCGGAUUUCUUUGCAUCGUUCGUGACGUACGAGGAUGUUGAGACGGAAUUGAUCCCACCGUUCGAGAAGGCGAUUCUGAGAGCCCCGGAAGUGUCCCUCGGGGGUCUGAUCCCGGCCCUCUGUGCUGCGUUGCCAGAGCAAAUCGAUCUGUCAGACCUUCUGUUGUCGCGUCUCUUGAAGCAUCUCGUCUCGAGCUUAAAGUCGAAUAAUCCCGCGAUCAGACAGGGUGCUGUGGGCUCUUUCCAGUCGUUGCUCGCCAAAUCCAAGGCUGAGGGUUCGCUUCUAAAGAUCGCAAGCGAGGUCGCCGGCCCUCUAAAGACCCAGAAGAUCACCAACCCGGAUCACCGUGCCGUGUUUGCUCAAUCACUUACUGCUAUGGUACCUUCCGUUGCACUUUCAACCGAAGUGAUCCAAGGACUUGUUCCCGUUUUCGCCCGUGAGUCCAAUGAGCCUGCUCUGGAACAAGAAGUCAAAGCGUUUAGCAAGCAUCUUGCUUUCUUGGUCAGUUCUGCAGCCAAAGUUAGUGACGACGUGAUCAACGCCAUCGUGAAGGGAUCUUCAGAUAAGCGCGUUCCCUUCCGGAAGCUCUGGCAGCUUAAUGUCGGAGAAGUGCUUUGGGAAACCGAUUCGACGACCCUGGCUAGUUCCGAGGUCCAGCCACUCGUUUCCAAGUUCAUCGCUAAAAUGAAAGAAAUGUUCAACGAAGUAGCUUCGAACCCUGUGCCGUCCGCCCAGAACGGCGCCCUGUCAACCGCCUACGUUUACCUGGCGCUCUUGGAGCGCGCAGGUUCUGACAAUGAGACUUUGGAGGCGACAGUGGCUCAGUCGAUGGUUCUGAAUCCCAAACCGUCAUUCCUCCUUAAUCCCAGGGCCUACUCGAAACUGGCGUCCCAAGCUGAAAUACAAUGGGCCGUGCGAGCACUUGCGGCCGUUGCUUCUGGCUCCAAGUUCGAAGCCGCAGAGCACGCCGCCAAGGUCGCAUGGGCCGAAGCCUUCAUUUAUGCAAUCACAGCACCUGGACUCCACACCAACUUCAGAGAACAGUCUGCGCGUGCGUUGUCAGAUGUCUACCUUAAGAAACCGGGAACAACUGGCCGCAUCGUCAUCGAUGGUCUUUGGGCUUGGAUCCUGUCUUCUAGAACCGCGGAGAAAGAAUCUGCUCCAAUUUCUGCAGGACCAGGAAAUGAGGGUCUUUUGCACCUUGUGACUCGAGCUAUCUGCCCGCCAGCAACCAGUCUCGAAAAAGGCCAUAUCUCUGAAAUGAGAACUCAGCUUGUUGAGCUCCUCGUUCUAUGCCGCCCUGAGAUGAUCCCUAAAGCUGCUUGGAUUGCUUUGUGUUUGAGGACUGGCACAGACCCUGGCGAUCUUGUCCGUGAGCUUCCUGACGAGUUCAUGAAGCAAUUGAGUCGCGUGCAUGAUGACCCUGUGCAAUCUAAGGUGCCCCAAAUCGAUACGGCAAUCUGGAGCGCAGCAGCAGACUUGGCAUUCGUCGCGCCCGACACAAUGAUUCCUCAACUCGUCGACCAGAUUAAGGAUGAUCUCAGCGCCGAGCGCCUGUCCAAAUUCACGCCAACAGACGCUGCCAUCGCCCGCACUCCCGAAGGGACAAUGUUUGUCGAUGUCCUAAGUACUAAGUCAAGGCAGCUUGACAAGAACACCAAGGAUUAUGACACUCUGAAAUGGGAGGAAGAGCUCCGGGCGCAACUUGCCGAGAGGAAGGGCCAGACGCAGAAGAAACUCAAGCCUGAAGAACAGGCUAAAGUUAAGGCCCAGCUCGCCCAGGAAGCCAAGAUCCGUGAAGAGGUGCUUUACGAGGUUAAGAGAAUCGAGAGAGGCGCAGGAAUCAUCCAGGGUCUUGCAACAGGCCCUGCUACUGAUGUAGAAGGCUGGAUCAACCCUGCCGUGAGCUCCCUGCUUGCUCUCAUGGAGAUCAACGCGGGCAUGUUCGUUGGUGAUGUCGUGUCGAAAGCUUACGUUUCAUGCGCUGACAAAUUGUCGACUCGUCUGGCGACUCUCCGGCAAUUUGUUGGUGUGGCCACGCUGCGGGCCAUCGGGAGAACUUAUCUUCCUCUUGAGAUGGAAGUAGAGCCUCUUGGUGAGCUCAUUGCUAGGAUCCUGUACCGUGUGCGGUUUGCGUCGGAGCAACGCCCGCUUGAGGAGGCGUCUUUGGCCUAUCUUCUUCCCCUGGUUUUCCUGAUUCUUAACCGGAACGGUAUCGAAGAGAAGGAGGAGGGUGAAGGAGAACAGGUUUUGCUCGCUCUUGAAAUUUUGUCUUUCCACUCAAGCUCAUUCUCCGACAACCGCCUUCCUCGAGCCGAGGUCCUGAAGCACCUCAUCUCGGCAAUGCAGAGAUAUUCCCAGCAUUACAAGCUGAUCAAGGACACAUUGUUCGACCUUUGCCGAAGCAUCUCGGCAAAUAUCGGACAGGAGGAGCUGCAAGCUCUUUUAGAGGGCACGAUUGUCUCGGAUGUCUCUGUCAGAACAUCCGUUCUGCAAGCUAUCAAUGCCGAAAUUGAUUUGACGGAUCUUGACUUCUCUGAGCACAUUUGGCUUGCCUGCCACGAUCAUAUUGAGGAGAACGUUGACGUUGCCGAAACGAUCUGGGAAGAGAACGCCCUGGAGGUCGACGACUCUUCAUACGGCAAAAUCAUUUCAUACCUGGCUUCCAAGGACUCGCAGCUCCGUGGAGCGGCUGCUCGCGGAUUGGCGCAUGCAGUCGAACUCGACCGGUCCAAGUUUGCUGGCAUUCUGUCAAAGUUACAGACCAAGUACGAAGAUGAAGCUAGGCCAAAGGAACCCGAAAAGGACAAGUAUGGAAUGCCGAAGAAGAUGGACAUGACAGAUAUCUGGGAGUUCCGAAGUGGUAUUGCCCUUGCUUUUGGUGCUAUGACAAACGGUUUCGAGGGCGAGCAGAUCGUGUCGUUCUUGCGCUUCCUCAUCGAAAGAGGGCCGCUCAUCGAUAGGAGCUCUACCGUACGUGCUCAAAUGGCCGAAAGUGGUAGAUCUGUCAUUGCUUCGCGUGGUCAGCAAAAGGUCGAGGAACUUAUGCAGCUCCUAGAAACUACGCUCGAAACAUCGGACAAGGCAACCCAGCAAUCCGAUUUACUCAACGAGGCAGUGGUUGUCCUCUAUGGAUCUCUGGCCCGCCAUCUCAAGGCCGAUGACCCACGUCUGCAGACCGUCCUCAAGAAGCUUCUUGCCACCCUACCUACUCCUGCCGAAAGCGUGCAAUCUGCAGUUGCCGGCUGCCUGCCACCGUUGAUCAGACUGUCUGCGUCUAAGAGCUCCAGCUAUGUCCAGGAAAUGCUUGAUCAACUUCUUCAAACGAAGAACUAUGCUACCCAGCGUGGUGCGGCGUACGGUCUGGCUGCUAUCGUCAGUGGAAGGGGUGUCUCGACGCUGCGCGAAUUCCAGAUAAUGAGCCACCUCAAGGAAGCAACCGAGAAUAAGAAAGAGCCGCACCAGAGACAGGGUGCAGUCUUGGCUUACGAGCUUUUUGCCACGAUUCUUGGACGCACCUUUGAGCCAUAUGUUAUUCAGAUCGUUCCUCAACUUCUUGCCCUCUUCGGUGAUAUGAGCAUUGAUGUCCGUGAAGCUUGCCUUGACGCUGCAAAGGCAUGCUUUGCCAACCUCAGUUCUUAUGGUGUGAAGAAGAUUCUUCCCACUUUGCUUGAUGGUCUCGAUGAUACGCAAUGGCGUAGUCAGAAGGGGGCUUGUGAGUUGCUUGGUGCCAUGGCCUAUCUUGAUCCCCAGCAACUUGCAACAAGCUUGCCUGAGAUCAUUCCUCCUCUCACGAUUGUGCUCAACGACACCCACAAGGAAGUGCGCAAUGCUGCAAACCGCAGUCUUCAGCGAUUCGGCGAGGUCAUCAGCAACCCUGAAAUCAAGAGUUUGGUGAACGUUCUUUUGAAGGCCCUGAGCGACCCGACCAAGCACACGGACGAGGCUCUGGAUUCUCUUAUCAAGGUGUCUUUCGUUCACUAUCUCGAUGCUCCCUCUUUGGCACUUGUUGUCCGUAUCCUCGGGCGUGGUCUUGGUGACAGAUCGGCAACCAAGCGCAAGUCUGCCCAGAUUAUUGGUAGCUUGGCUCAUCUCACUGAGCGCAAAGAUCUUCUUUCGCACCUGCCUAUCAUCGUUUCUGGCUUGCAGCUGGCAAUUGUUGAUCCUGUGCCUACCACUCGUGCUACCGGUUCCAAGGCUCUUGGUUCACUUAUUGAGAAGCUUGGAGAGGAUGCUCUUCCCGAUCUCAUUCCCAACCUCAUGGCUACGCUCAAGUCCGAUACUGGUGCAGGCGACAGAUUUGGAUCUGCCCAGGCAUUGUCGGAGGUUCUUGCAGGUUUGGGUACGACGAGACUCGAGGAGACUCUGCCAACUAUCUUGCAGAAUGUGUCCAGCUCCAAGGCUUCUGUUCGUGAAGGCUUCAUGACUCUCUUCAUCUUCCUUCCUGCCUGCUUCGGUAACAGCUUCGCCACCUAUCUUAACAAGAUCAUUCCGCCGAUCCUUGCUGGUCUGGCUGAUGAUGUUGAUUCGAUCCGUGACACCUCUCUCCGGGCUGGUCGGUUGCUGGUCAAGAACUUCUCUUCCAAGGCGAUUGACUUGCUUCUGCCAGAGCUUGAGCGCGGUCUUGCCGAUGACAGCUACCGUAUCAGAUUGAGCUCCGUCGAGUUGGUUGGAGAUCUUCUGUUCAGUAUCACCGGUAUCUCGGGCAAGGCCGAGGCCGAAGAAGAGGAAGAGGAAGCGACCCAGGCCGGACAGUCUCUGCUCGAGGUUCUGGGAGCCGAGAGAAGGGACAAGGUCUUGUCUGCUCUGUUCAUCUGCCGCUGCGAUACUUCUGGUCUCGUCAAAAGUGCAGCGAUGGCCGUCUGGAAGGCGCUUGUUGCGUCACCCAAGUCUCUCAAGGACAUGGUCCCCGCUCUGUCCCAGCUCAUCAUCCGUCGCCUCGGUUCGUCGAACAUGGAGCACAAGGUUAUUGCAAGCAACGCCCUUGGAGACCUUAUCAAGAAGGCUGGAGAAUCAGUUCUGGCUACCUUAUUGCCUUCCCUCGAGGAGGGUCUGCGUACCUCACCAGAUGUCGACGUCAAGCAGGGUAUUUGUAUUGCGCUGCGCGAGGUCAUUACCUCUGCUUCCGUUGAUGCCCUUGAGGACUAUGAGAAGGUCCUCAUUUCCACCGUCAGAGUGGCCUUGGUUGAUAACGACGGGGACGUUCGUGAGGCUGCCGCUGAAGCGUUUGACGCUCUUCAGCAGAUCCUGGGCAAGAAAGCUGUCGACCAGGUUCUGCCUUACCUCCUGCACCUCCUAAGAAACGACGAGGAUGCAGAGCAGGCUCUUUCUGCGCUCCUGACGCUGCUCACCGAACAGACUCGUGCCAACAUCAUCCUGCCCAACCUUAUUCCGACUCUGCUCACUCCUCCUAUUUCUGCGUUCAACGCCAGGGCCAUUUCCUCUCUGGCCCAAGUGGCAUCCUCUGCCAUGACUCGUAGACUGCCAACUAUCUUGAACUCUUUGAUGGAUGGCAUGAUUACCACCGAGGACGACGACCAUCGUCAAGAGUUGAGCAAUGCCUUCGAUACUGUUCUUGUGUCUGUUGAUGAGUAUGACGGUCUCAAUGUCAUGAUGAACGUUAUGAUAUCUCUCUUGAAGCACGAUGACCACAAGCGCCGGGCCAACGCAGCACUGCAUCUCGACAAGUUCUUCUCGGACGCUUCACUCGACUACUCCAGAUACCACCAGGACCUUAUCCGCGUUCUGCUCAUCUCAUUCAGCGACUACGACGCGGACGUUGUCAAGGCUGCAUGGACUGCUCUGAGCGGCCUCACCAAGCACAUGCGCAAGGAGGAAAUGGAAGUGUUGGCCAUUUCUACCCGCCAAAUUUUGCGACAAGUCGGUGUCCCUGGAUCAGACCUGCCGGGCUUCAGCUUGCCUAAGGGUAUCACUGCUGUCCUUCCGAUAUUCUUGCAAGGUCUCCUCAACGGUACCGUGGACCAGCGUACACAGGCUGCUCUUGGUAUCGGCGACAUUAUCGACCGUACGAACGCCAAUUCGCUGAAGGCGUUCGUCACCCAGAUCACCGGUCCUCUGAUUCGUGUUGUGUCCGAGCGUUCGGUUGACAUCAAAUGCGCCAUCUUCUUCACCCUCAACAAGCUCUUGGAGAAGAUCCCGCUUGCUGUCAAGCCAUUCUUGCCGCAACUCCAGCGUACCUUUGCUCGUGGUCUUGCGGACUCUACCAGUGAGACUCUGCGUAACAGGGCCGCCAAGGGUCUUGGUAUCUUGAUUACCUUGACUCCUAGGGUUGAUCCUCUUAUUGCAGAACUCAUCACUGGUUCGAAGACGCCCGAUGUCGGUGUGAAGAACGCCAUGAUGAAGGCCCUUCAAGAAGUCGUUGGCAAGGCUGGUUCCAACAUGAGCGAAGCCUCCAAGAAUGCUAUUCUUGGACUUAUCGACGCCGACACCAGCGACCAGACUGACUCCGUGGCCAUUACAAAUGCCAGGCUGCUUGGUGCUCUCGUCAAAGUUCUUCCUGCUGCCACUGCUGGGCCGCUCAUCAAGAACCGUGUUCUCGUAUCCCAGGCUUCUCAUGCAUCUAUCCUCGGACUCAAUGCGUUGCUUGUUGAGUCGCCAUCGUCUCUGAUGGAGAACUUCGCAGCUGAGACACAAAUUGCUAUUUGCCAGGGCUUGUCGCACCAGGACACCUUUAUCUCCGAUAACAGUGCUCUUGCUCUCGGUAAAUACCUGCUAGUGGAAGAUGAGCACCGCAGCUUCGAAACAAACAAGACAGUCAUCGAGGCCUUGGCAUCGUGCAUUAAACCGGGCACCCCCUCUGACACCCGCCGGUUGGCUCUGGUGGUGAUCCGGACCGUCAGCCGACUGCACCCCGAGCUUACCCGACCCCAUCUGGCCCUCCUCGCCCAGCCAGUCUUCGCCUGCGUUCGCGAUCUCGUCAUCCCCGUCAAGCUCGCAGCCGAAGCAGCUUUCCUCUCCAUUUUCUCCGUGGAGGAGUCUGAAAGCGCCGUCUUCGACAAGUACAUGGCCGGCCCUGGCGCGGAACUCCCGCCGGGACCCAAGCGGAGCAUGUCGGACUACUUCAAGCGCGUUGCGCUACGUCUUGCUACACAGGCUAGGGAGCGCAAGGAGGCUGAGGGUGGACAUGGCGGGCUGGGUUUGUCGAAUGACGAGAUGGACGAUGAGAAGGAACUAUGGAGUAUUGGGAAGGUUGACCUUGGGGAAGUGGCAUUCGAUGAGUGA